ACGAGAAAAAGAACGAAAUGAAAGUUGCAUUUCUUUUGGUAGCCGUUUUGGCGGCAUGCAAUGCCUUCCCUAUUGAGGAGCCGGAACAGGACAUGUCCAUCUUCUUCGAGCAUGUGGACCCCAACGCCCGCAUCGUAGGCGGCACCCAAGCCGCUAGAGGCGCUCACCCUCACAUGGUCUCCAUAACCAACGGUGCUACUAUGAGGCACUUAGUUUGCGGCGGCUCCGUCAUCUCCCGCAGGACUGUCCUCACCGCUGCCCACUGCAUCGUGCCCAUUCGAGUCGGCAACAAUGUUCACCCUAACGCCCGCGCAACUGUCGGCAGCAACCGUUGGGACAGUGGAGGUCAGAGGUACUCGUUCCAGAGAUUCGUCAUGCACCCCAACUACAACGCCAACAUCAUCAAGAACGACAUUGGUGUGCUCCACACCUCAGCCAAUAUUGUCUGGAACAAUUUCGUCAGUGCGAUCGUUAUUAAUUACGAGUGGAUCGGAGACAGGAUGAACUCCCGAGUUGCUGGAUGGGGCAGAACCAGGGCCGGUGGUGCUGUCUCUGCCAACCUGCUUCAACUGGACACGCAAACUAUCGACGGCAACCGUUGCGUGCGUGACGUCGCCGCCGUGGCAGCCAGCGUUAACAUAAUAGCUCCCGCUGUUGACCCAAGCAUUGAGCUCUGCACGUUCCAUUCUCGCAACCACGGCAAUUGCCACGGUGACUCCGGCAGCGCUCUGGUCCGCGUGGACCGUGGCCAGCAAAUCGGUGUCGUGUCUUGGGGUAUCCCGUGCGCCCUGGGCGCUCCCGACAUGUUCGUCAGGAUCAGCGCCUUCAGAGACUGGGUUGAGAGCAACAUUGUCAACUAAAUUAUUCUCAAUUUUCAACCUCAUGUUAAAAAAUAAGUUUAAUAAACUAUUUUCAAUUUA
Molecule: messenger RNA, 920 nt
Organism: Manduca sexta (tobacco hornworm)
Lineage: Eukaryota; Metazoa; Arthropoda; Insecta; Lepidoptera; Sphingidae
Product: chymotrypsin-2-like
Exons: 5
Coding region: 18-860 (280 amino acids)
Biological process (GO): proteolysis
Molecular function (GO): serine-type endopeptidase activity
Source: RefSeq, a predicted model, not a curated record